GGUAAUUUGACAUUUCGAUUUUCGUGUUUACCAUCAAUAAACCACGUUUUUAUAAUUUGAGAAAGUUUCAGUUUUAUCAUUAAUUAUUUCUUAUUGUGAUGAUUUAACUGUAGUAUUUUAGGGCAGGAGAAAAUGUUUAAAGUGCCAGAUUGGGGGAAUACUCCUAAAAGUAACAUAAGUUUUACAAAUGAGCCACCACCGAAAAAGAAUACCAAACAGAAAAAUAAGAAAACCAAAACACCUGAAUCACCAAAACAAGUUGUCCAAGCAAAACCGAAGUUCAAAGCAAAACCUAAAACAAAUUCCAAGUUAAAAUUAAGUGUAUCAAAAUCUAACAAAAAGGAAAAACGACGAAAAUCUAAAGAAAGUGAUACACAUAAGCAAGAAAAGAUUAAUUUUAAAAACCAAGAAACUAGUAUCAAUAAUAUUAUUGAUAAUAAGAAGGACUCUGAUUAUAAUAUUAAGAUUAAUAACUAUAAUUCUGAUAAAUUAGAUGAAAUGAUACUAGAUGUUAAAAAGCAGCGACUUGACACUUACAAAAAUGAUGAUAAUGAAGAAAUACUAUUCCAAGAGAGCCCUAAAACGGUUUUAAAGAAUAAUAAAAAUCACACAAGUCCCACUAAAAACAUAACUUUUUCAACAAAAAAUAAUAUUUCAACAAAAAAAACUGUAAAAUCUAAACAAGAACAAAGUUCACCUGAAGAAGUUAAUAAAAAACAGAUUACAAGCAAAAACAAAGUAAAUGAGACAAAUAAUACUAAUGGUAUUGACAACAAAGUUAUUGGGAAAAAAGGUGAUUCAAAACAACCAAAAAAAAAACAUUUAUUGAAAUCCAUUCUACAGCAAAAUUAUGACAGUUCGAGAAAUCAUAUAAAAGUUAGUGGAAAUAAAUUGAGGGAGAGAAUGCUGGACAGGCUAAAAGCUGCAAAGUUCAGGUUCUUGAAUGAGAAGCUAUACACGUCCAGUGGCUCGGACGCUCAGCAGUUGUUCCAAGCGGACCCUUCAGCAUUCCAGACGUAUCAUGAAGGCUACCAGCAGCAGGUCAGCAAGUGGCCUGUCAAGCCACUCGACCUCAUUGUCAAGAGGAUACAAAAAAUGCCCAAAACGCACGUGAUAGCAGACAUGGGCUGUGGACAAGCGGAGCUAGCUAAGCGCGUGGCGCAGUCGGUGCGGAGCUUCGACCUGGUGGCGUGUGCCCCCGGCGUGGAGGCGUGCGACAUGGCGCGCACUCCGCUGGCGCCUGCGUCGGUGCAUGUGGCCGUCUACUGCCUCGCGCUGAUGGGCACUGAUCUCACGCAGUAUCUGAUUGAGGCCAAUAGGGUGCUUAAACUUGGUGGUCAUCUACUAAUAGCAGAGGUAGAGAGUCGCUUCGACAGCAUAGAUGCGUUCACGAGCGACGUGCAGCGCCUCGGCUUCUCGCUGAAGAAGGUGGACGACACCCACCAGGUGUUCUUCUUCCUGGAGUUCACCAAGGUUCGCGACCCUCCCGCCAAGAAGGGGAAACUACCCAUCUUGACCUUAAAGCCUUGCAUUUAUAAGAAACGGUGAUGCGAAUAAAUUGUUGUUAUCGCUAA
This is a messenger RNA of Maniola jurtina (meadow brown), 1574 nucleotides long. RefSeq names its product ribosomal RNA-processing protein 8. Gene Ontology annotation, cellular component: rDNA heterochromatin; nucleolus; chromatin silencing complex. Gene Ontology annotation, molecular function: methyltransferase activity. Gene Ontology annotation, biological process: regulation of transcription by glucose; rDNA heterochromatin formation; cellular response to glucose starvation. Bases 133 to 1548 code for a protein of 471 amino acids. Lineage: Eukaryota; Metazoa; Arthropoda; Insecta; Lepidoptera; Nymphalidae. The record is from RefSeq and is a predicted model, not a curated record. The transcript has 5 exons.